Molecule: messenger RNA, 1485 nt
Organism: Triticum aestivum (bread wheat)
Lineage: Eukaryota; Viridiplantae; Streptophyta; Magnoliopsida; Poales; Poaceae
Product: receptor-like protein 2
Exons: 2
Coding region: 105-1250 (381 amino acids)
Molecular function (GO): protein binding
Source: RefSeq, a predicted model, not a curated record
UUGACUCUGAUGCACACAAUAAAGCCCCUGUUGGAUGAUAUAGAGUACCAGCAGUGCAUGCAUCCUUCAAGCAAUAGCAAAACAAGGGGAAGAAACACCAACCAAUGCGGUUCCUCACCGUUCCUCCCGUCGUGCUGCAUCUGUUCCUGCUACUCUUCUUGGCCUCUCCUGCCACCGCAUGCACCAAGCAGGAGAAGCGCAACCUCCUUCAGUUCCUUGCCGGACUAUCACAAGACGGCGGCCUCGCUGCAUCGUGGCGCGACAACGGCACGGACUGCUGCGAGUGGGAAGGCGUCGUCUGCAAUGGAGACGGGGCCGUUGCUGAGGUCUCCCUGGGAUCUAAAGGACUUGAAGGGCGCAUCUCGCCAUCCCUGGCCGACCUCACCAGUCUGCUGCAUGUCAACCUCUCGUACAACUCCUUCUCAGGUGGCCUUCCUCCGGAGCUCAUGUUCUCUGGAAGCAUCAUCGUCCUCGACGUCAGCUUCAGCCGGCUCAAUGGACCGCUGCCCGAGCUUCCAUAUUUGGUUACCACUGACCGGCCUCUGCAAGUACUCAACAUCUCGAGCAACCAGUUCAGCUCAGAAUUUCCAUCAGCCACAUGGAAGGUGAUGAAGAAUCUGAUCGCGCUCAACGCCAGCAAUAACAGCUUCACUGGGCACAUACCGUCUUCUCUUUGCAUUGGCUUGCCAUCUUUGGCUUUGCUUGACCUCUGCUACAACCAAUUGAGCGGCGACAUUCCAAACACACUGGGUAAUUGCUCCAAGCUCAAAGUGCUCAAGGCUGGCAACAACCACAUAAGUGGGAUUCUACCGGUUGAAAUCUUCCAUGCUACCUCGCUGGAGUACCUCUCCUUCCCCAACAAUGGUGGUUUACAAGGAGAACUUGAUGGAGCACACAUAGUCAAACUCAGUAAUCUGCUUACUCUUGACCUUGGAGGGAACAGUUUCAGUGGAACCAUUCCAGAGUCCAUAGGUCAGCUCAGGAGGCUCGAGGAGCUCCAUUUGGGUAGCAAUAACAUGUCUGGGGAGCUGCCAUCGACUAUGAGCAACUGCACAAAUCUCAAAACCAUUGAUCUGAAGAUCAACAACUUCAGUGGAAAUCUAGGCAAGGUAAACUUCGCCACCCUACCGAAUCUAAAAACUUUAGAUCUCAUGAAGAAUAAUCUCAGUGGCAUAAUUCCAGAAAGCAUUUACUCAUGCAGCAAUUUGACUGCACUGCGGCUGUCAAUCAACCAUUUCCACGAGUUGUAGGAGCAUCAGCGUCCUGCUUAUUGGCAAAAACUUCAUGAAUGAGGCCAUGCCACCAGAUGAAACCAUUGACGGUUUCCAGAAUCUUCAAUAUCUCGCAGUGCACCAUUGUUCGUUGACUGGAAGGAUACCUAUUUGGUUAUCAAAACUCACAAAUCUGAAGAUCCUAGACUUAUUCAACAAUCGACUCACCGGACCAAUUCCAAGCUGGAUCAACUCCCUAAACCACCUCUUUCAU